Drosophila nasuta is the source of this 6243-nucleotide messenger RNA. RefSeq names its product Centrosomal protein 290kDa (gene Cep290). Gene Ontology annotation, biological process: non-motile cilium assembly; ciliary transition zone assembly. The record is from RefSeq and is a predicted model, not a curated record. Lineage: Eukaryota; Metazoa; Arthropoda; Insecta; Diptera; Drosophilidae. The transcript has 13 exons. Gene Ontology annotation, cellular component: centriolar satellite; ciliary transition zone. Bases 154 to 6150 code for a protein of 1998 amino acids.
GCGAAUGAAAAAUAUUCCGAAAAGCGAGCUCAAUUUUUGCUGGCAUUACGAAAAUUUUCAUUCGCUCAGAACGCAACGAACCGCCAAAAGGAACGCAAGUCGCCAUCGCCAACGUUAUUGCCACAAGUUGAAGGGGCAUGCGACAGCAGCAGCAUGGAGAUACCGGAUACAGUGUCGGUGCGAAGAUUUCGCGAGUUCAGUCCACGACAGAAGCACGAGCUCUACGAAACGCUGCUCGAGCUGAGCGAAACGCUGGAGGAGCUGCCCAAGCGAUCGCUGCGCAAGACGCUGGAACUCACGCUGGCUGUGCUGGAGUACAAAGGCGAGUUGGCACAGAAGCUGGAGUCGAGUGGCGAGCGACGCCUCCACGAUGAGAACGAGAAGCUGAAGCGUAUGGUGCAAAAGCUGGAGGAUGAACGCGACAAUCUGAAACAGAAAACAAAGGAGUUGAGUGAGGAGAUCAAUCGACAGCAGCAGCAGCUGAGGGAAGCGGCGCUGCAGGCGGAGGCAAGUGACAAGGACUCCUCGGAUCCGCUGUCCGAGUUGGAUAAACAGGAGCAGCUUCUGCACAACAUCGAUACCAAGAACAAGCACAUCAAGCGGCUGCUGCGAGAAAUUGACUCCCUGCAAAACCAGAACAUUGUGCAGUCCAAGACAAUAGCGCUCAAUGAGCAGGAGCUGCAGCAGAUCAAGACGCGGCUCGUGCAGAUCUCACAGGACAUCACACAAGUGGAACAGGAACGCAAAUCUCUGCAGCAAACGAUGCAGCAGCAGAGUCUGGAGGUGACACGCUUAGAAGGCAACGUCACUUUCCUCGAGGAUGAACGCGAGAAGCAGGAGCUGGAGAUGCGACAGUUUCUGGAGAAGCACGAGACGCAGGCGCUCAGCUGGCGAACGUCGUUGGAGCAAAAGGAGCAGGAGCUGCAGCAGAUGCGUAAGCAACUGGAACACAAUAAAAUCACUGGCCACAACUUGAUGUUGAGCAGCGCGAGCAGCAGCCAAAGCCAGCAGGACGAGGAGCAAACACGACUGCGUCAUUUGCUGGAACUGCGCGAGCAACGCAUUGAAACGUUGGAGGUCAAGCUCAAAUCUGUAGCUGAUGAAAUGGCCAGUUCCACGAAGCUAAUGAAUCAGUUGUCUAUGCAGCGCGAGACUUCAUUGAAUCCUCAAAAGCCACGCGCUUGCUGCCAGCUCAUCGAGGAGCGUCUGCGUGCAGCGAAUGCCAGAGCACAACAACUGGCCGAGCUGCUAGACAGCACCGAGCAGGACAAUGUGCUCAAAGCGAAGCAGGCGCUGCAUUCCCUCACAGCUCUCGAAUCCUACAAGCGUGGCGAGGAUGGCCUUGUGCCUGCGCUGCGUCGUUGCGCCGGCCUCGAGCAGAAGCUGAGCGACCGGGAGAAACAGUUGCGCAGCUACACACAAGAGCUGAAUGCCAUGCACGAACUGGCGCAAGAGAACGAAGUGCUGCGACGUCGUCUCAACAUUCCCGACGACGUUGUGGUGCUUUCGAAGCAAGUGCGCGCCAAGCAGCGGAACAAGGAUAAACAGAUCGAACGCCUGACGCUCAAGUUGCGCACUUCCGAAGAGCUGCGACUGCAGCUGAAGCUGGAAAAAAGCGAGCUGAGACGAAAGUUGUUGGAGCGACAACCACUGCAGGAGGAAUCAGUGCAUCAUCAGCAGCAGCAACCGAGUGAGAUGGGUGAGGUUCCUUCGAGUGCGCCGCUGGAGAAUUCACCGCGGCGUGGGCAGGGCGAUGGCGCCGCCAGCUCCGAGCUGCAAACAAAAUACGAAGAUGUGCUGGCCGAGAAUGAAACGCUGCGCAUGGGCAUGUAUGAAAUCCUCGAGAAGAUGCGCGAGUACGAUGCCACUUCGGAUCACAUUACCAUCGACUCUGAACUGCUGCGUCGCCUCAUCGAUGCGUUGCCCGGCGGAGCAGCGACGCCGCAGCGUCUACAGAGUCAGCUGCAGGAGCUGAAGGCCCGGGAGGAGGCGCUUUGCCAACUGCUGCAGCAGAAUGUCAGCGAGUCGGAGACGGGCGAAUUGUCCUCAGUGCACAGCAUGCGCGAUGUGUCCGAAAUGCCCGACGAACAAAUAGAGAGCAGCAGCAAUGUCAUCGACACAGCAACGCGACCAACAACUCCCAAUGAGCUGAACGAGGCACUGCAGCUGCCCAUCAUCAGCGAGAACGGAGAACGGGAGGCGGAACAGCAACCAAGGCCAAGUUCAGCGGAGCUUGGUGAGCUCGUCAUUCUGCGUAAACACUAUGAGGAGAUGCGUCUGCACAUGGCUGCUGAUGGCGACGAACUGAUGCGCUACAAUCUGGAGCUGCACGAGCAGCAGAUGAGCCUGGAGCGGCAGCUGCAGGAGCAGAGUAGCUCCUAUGGUUAUAUGCGUGCGGAUUACGAUCAAUUGUUGACGCAGUUGAAGCAACAGGAGCUGCGCUACAUUGAGGAUAUCGCAGGUAUACAAAAGCAGUUGGAGCAGCAAAAAUCCCAACUGGCUGCCAAGACGGAGCAGCUGACAACGCUGCAGCGAACGCAGCCUUGCACGGCGGAGGAGCGACAGCAGUUGGAGCAGCGUAAUUCACGCUUGAGUAUGCAGCUGGCGCAGGCGAUGGAGCAGCUUCUGGGCGAGUUGAAGCUUCCGGAUAUUUGUGCGGAUUAUGGCAUCAUUGAGGACAACUAUCAGCUGAGCUAUGUGACCGCGCAGGAGUUUGAACAGCAGCGUCAGGAGUUGUCCACGUGGCGUCAGCAACAGGCGGAGUUGCAGCGGGAAAACAAGCAGCUGGAGGGGCUGCUUCAGGUUGCCAAUGGACAGAUACAGUCGCAGCAGAAACUGCUCAACGAGAUCACCGACAAUCACAUCAAUCUGCGGCAUCUGGUGGCCGAUCUUCAGAGCAGCUCUGGCGACAAGCUGCUGCUGGCCAAGAUGCAGCGGGAUCUGGAUGCAGCUAAAACGGAGACUGUGCGCUUGGAGCUGGCUCACAAGGAUGUGCAGCAACAUGUGGCGCAGCUGGAGACGCAACUGCAGGCAGCCGAGCAGCUGGCGAUGGAGACUCAACAACAGUUUCAGCUAGAACGCAGCAGCAGCGACAUCAAGCAGAAAUUCCUGCAGCGUUCGCUGUUCACGCUCAAGGAGAAAUAUGCCAAAUUCACGCCCUUGAUCUUCCUCAACAACUUUGUCUUCGCUUAUCAAAAGUUCCACAAAUCCCAACAGCAAUUGCAGCCACAAGAAUCCAGCGACAACUCCACGCUUGUGGAGCAAGUGUUGCAAGCAGUGCAUAGUAAGUUGUCGCCACAUGAGGAGAACUCACAGCAGCUCAUCAAGUUGAUUAAAUCCGAGACGCAAACGAAGCUUCUCGAGCAGCGCUGCGAGAGUUUGCAGUUGAGGCAAAUUGAGUUGCAGCAGGAGCUGAGUGAACUGCGUCUGCAACAUGCCACAGACUCCGAACAUUGGCAGACGAUCCAAGCAUUGUUUGGACAUGCGUCAGCGGAGGAGUCCAAGGAGACAAAGGUGGAUGUGGCCACCAAUACAAUAGGCGCAGCUCCAGUUCCAGCGAUGCGUCGCACUGCGCAGCUGAUCGACAAGCAAUCGUCGCCCAUAGGUUCGCCUAGUAGAAGAUUGUCCAGUCAAGAUAUGGGUAUACAGACGGAGCAGGCAGCUGCAGUGCAGCUCAUGGAGACGGCUGUGCAGACAAAUGGCAGCCAAGUGGAGAAGCAACCACAACAGCAGCAACAGCCGCAACAACAACAACAGCAGCAUCAAGCUGUGCAGACAGCGCAGGAACAGCUCACAAAUGAUCUAGAGCUGCAACAGUUGAAAGCAGCUCUUCAGGCAGCCAACGUGCGCAUCGAUGAGCUAACGCAGCAACUGGAAACUUCCAUUCCUCCUCCCAAUCCAUCCAGUGAGUCCGACAGUCAGCACAGCGGCGUUGUGGAGAAAACAAUUCUCUCCUUCCACACUCUACUCCUCGAGAAGGAUCAGUCCAUACAAAAGUAUCAGGAUCUGCUGCAAACGGAGAGAGAACAAAAUCAACAACUGAUCACCAAGCAAUCCGCAGAGAAUGAAACCCUAAAAGCCACAGUCAACAAUCUCAACUUUAAUAUCAAGACCAAGGAUCAGGAAAUAUUAGAGUUGAAGUCCAAGCUAGAGUUGCAAAAGACACCGGAUCGUGUAACCGUGCCUUCUACGGACAAUUCUCUAAACGAAUUGACGGAUGAGAGAAUCGAGGAAAUGUUCGAGCACAGCUCAACCGAUCGAAGUCCAGAGCGGCAACAGGAACAGGAAGAGGUGGAACAGGAUUUGGCUGUAGGUGAAGAUGAAGUGGCUGGCGAAGAGGAAAAGCAGGAUACCGAAGAGCUCAAAGAGCUGCCCACGCUGCACAAACAGAUCAAGGAGCUCAAGGACAAGCUCAUCUAUUGUGAACAGAAUCUGGUAACGCGUGAGGAGGAAGUGGAUAUCUUGAAGGAAAAAUUAAAGCUCUAUCAGGAUCGUGAAAAGUGCGCGGAGAGCAGCAGCAGCAAUCCCGAGCUGGAGCAGCUGCGAGUCUUCCUGGAGGAAAAGGACAAGCACAUACGUGAUCUAAUGGACACACUCAAGAACUUCCAUGACGAUCAGCAGCGUUACAUCAACGACACCUCCAACUACUCAGCAGAGCAGAUUGCUAAGCUGGCAGCCGAUCUCAAUCGCACCGAGGCCACCAACAAGAUCUAUCACACACAAAUGGAGGCACUGCGUCGUCAGUUGACUAAUGUCACUCAACGCGAGAAGCAAGCUCGAGAUUUGAGUCAAUCGCUGCGCCAACAGUUGCUCAAACGUCCCGUGGUAUCCAUAAAAACUGAGCUGAAUGCACGCGUCAAGAACGAGAAUCUGCAGAAGCGAAUACAGCAGCUGGAACUGGAUCUGGAUGAGUCAAGGGCGCAACUGCAACGCCAGCAGACGCUGCUAGAGGCGAAGCGAACGCGCAGUGCCAACGAAGUGGGACUUUGGGAGAAGCAAAAGCGCUGGCAGCAGCAAGCGGAGAAGCUCAAGUUGAAGCUGGACGAGACCGAGCUGGCGCUGGAAAAGACUCGCACACUGCUCCAAGCAGCACGCACCACGAUCGCGAGACUGGAGAAGGACAAGCAUAUGCUGGAGAACAAACUGGGCAGAGGAGGGGCGACUGGUUCAGCAAAUGCAACAGCCUCAAGUGGCAAUCAUGCGAAUGCACUGAAAUGCUGUCGUGCUCCGUCCUGUCCCAAUCUCCAGCAUGUAGGUGCGGCCAAGUUUACGCCUUCGCCCUCGGAGAGUCCCGAGACGUACACGACGGGUCCAAGCAGCGAGUGCAGCUCGCCGGCUCAUCAUCAAUCACAGCCAAGUGCGGGACAUCAUCACAGCUUCUAUGAGCAGGGACAGUCGGAGUUGAUUGAGGCGCUCAAGGCGCGCAUUGAGAUGCAGCAGCGGAAAAUUAUUGCUAUGGAGCUGGAGGGACGAGGCACAAAUGCACUGACCACGGAGCUGGAGAAGCUACAGGAACGUUGCCAGGCGAUUGAGGCGCAGAAUAUACGUUUGGAGGCACGCAAUCUCCAGCUGCAGCUGGACACGGAUUUGCUGCGUCAGGGCGACAGCAGCGAUCGCUUGCACAAGCGUAUCAAGCACCUGGAAGACUAUAUAUUGGCACUCAAGGAGGAAAUGGCGCGUACUGAAUCCCGUCGAGAAUUGUGCAAAUGCAGUGGCCUCAAGGUGAACACACAUCAAGGACAAUCCGCUGAGCACACGAUUCUCUCACUGCGCAAUCUCGUAGAGAAGUUGCGUUCGGAAAACAAGUUCCUCAAAGAUGGCAGACUUUCCAGCGAGUCACGCAGCUCUACGGAUUCGCUGCCUGCGUCUGCGGAAUUAACGCGACUGCAGCAACUUCAUGCUGAGGCUUUGGAAAAGAUUUCAACGCUGCAGCAAGAUCUGAAGCAACGCAGCGGAAGUGGCAAGCAACCGGAAGAGCUGAAGUACAUCAAGGAGCAACUGCAGAAGAAAACGCAAUUGUUGCAAAAGGCAAAAGUUUUGUUGACACGCGCGGCUGCCAAGGAGAAAAUGCUGCGUGAACAAAUCUCGGUGUGGAAACGCAAAUGCUCUGAAUUGCAGAAUGUUCCUGUCAUCGAUGAAAUUAGUGAAUAAUCUUAGUUUUAAGCUAAAUGUUGUACAUUAUUACAUUUCAUAUAUACAGAAAAAAGAAACGGACGCGCAAAACGGUUAAAUUAGAAUUUAGUG